Messenger RNA from Culex quinquefasciatus (southern house mosquito), 4118 nucleotides. RefSeq lists its product as uncharacterized. Gene Ontology annotation, molecular function: protein binding. The record is from RefSeq and is a predicted model, not a curated record. Lineage: Eukaryota; Metazoa; Arthropoda; Insecta; Diptera; Culicidae. The transcript has 5 exons. Bases 352 to 3702 code for a protein of 1116 amino acids.
GCCUGCUCAGUUCCCUCCUUCUUUCCCUGCGCGAUUGCGUUUCAUCCUGCAAAUCGCUUUGUUUCCCCCCGUUCAUAUCGAAAAUAUCGUAAUCAUCAUAAAACGCGUGUGUGUCACCAUCAAUCUAUUUCUCUCGGUGGCGAAAAAAGAUACUAAUAAUCGCAGUUUUUCGUUUGCGACGGGUUUUUUUUUUGGUUCCGCCGGAAGUGUCGGGGAUCGGCCGAUGUUUUGAUUCGUCCGUAAUGAGCAGCAGGUAGGGGACGGUUCCUCCUUCCCUUUUUUUUUGGCGAGCAAGAAAAGAAGUCGGGGGGUUUCGUAAUUUCGUUUCGGUUCCGGCGACGACGGUUCAAAAUGGAGAAUUUCAACUUUCCUCCGGUGGCGUUCAUCCGGCCGGAUUGUCCCGACGAGGACCACAGCGAUACGAGCAUCGACGGCAGCGGAACGACCACCGGGAGCAGCAGCAGCGAAGUCAAGGCCGCGCCCUCCAGCAGCAGCAGCGAGUCCGUCUUCCAGGAGUUUACGAUCGUCGACCAGAACCUGCCGAAGUUUGCGUCGAUUCCGACGACGGAGUGGUUGCGGCUGCUGCAGGACAAGGCGGAAAUCCGGCGAAAAUUUAACCUGCGCGAGGCGGACCGGUUGCAGCAUUUGUCCGUGCAGUUGGCGGAAAACGACGAACCGGACCGGGCCAUGAUGAACAUCACGCAGGCCCUGUACCGGUGUCCGCCGAACCCGGUGCUCGAGAAGUCCAUCCUGUGCCAGAAGGGCGAGCUGCUGCGGCGGAAGGAACGCUACCAGGACGCGAUACGGCACCUGGAGCACUGCCUCCGGAUUGAGGGCGAACGGUUCUCGUUCGGGACGUACCUGUGUCUGCUGCGGUGCUACAAGUCGAUGGGGAAUGUGCGGAAGGUGCGCACGACGCUGGCCCGGUGUGCGACGUUCUUCAACCGGUGGAAGGACGAGUUCCAGCGGUACGACUCCCAGCUCAAGAACCAACCGGACGCGCACAUGGAGGAGAUGAAGAAGGAGUUCGAUAUCCACGCGAACUGCAUCCCGAUGGAGAUGGUGAUCGACAAAAGCUUCCGCAACGAGCCGGCCGCCCAGGACGAUUACGAGGAGGAGAUCGACUUCGAGCCGUACCUGGGUUACACUCGGGACAGUAAGAUCCUCGGUGCGUCCGCCGCUUGCCGGCUGGACGUGGAAGGUCAAUCGCCCAAACUGGUCGCCGACGUGUUCAUCCCGGAAGGUUCGAUCGUGCUGGUCGAGCGUCCGCUGGUGAACCACGUGGAGUUCUCCAAAGUGCAAUGCUACACCUGCCACGACGUUCAGCCGCACCUGAUUCCGUGCUUCAACUGCCAGGGUGUGUUCUACUGUUCCUACCAGUGCCAAGGGAAGGACGCCAGUCUGCACCGAUUCGAGUGCCGGGGCUAUCAGCUGCUGUUCUUCCCGCUCGUUAACGGAAAUCUUGAGCUGCGGAUGUUGGUGCGUACGUUGGACACGCUGCGCUUGAUCACCGUCGAUAAGCCGGUGUUCGCGCUCAAAGCACACCGCACGGCCGAAGAUCUGUACCGGGUCCUCCUAGAUGGAGGCGUGGGCCGGGAGCGUUUCCCCGAACUGUACAACGCGCUGCUCAUCAAGCUAGACUACGGAGGAUUUCGGCCGGAGGACUUUGACGCGUUGAUGAUCAAAACGGAGAAGCUGCUCAGCUACGUCAAGCUGGACGGACGCAUCAAGUCGGACUACUUCUCCCAGUGGAAACACCUGGACGAGGGCCAGCUGGACGUGUUUCUCGGCGGGCUGCUGCUGCACUUUUGUACCUUAACCAUGACCAAAGUGAACCGACUGACGUACCAAAUCCCCGCCACCGACGACUUCCUGGGGCGUGUCCAGGACUUUAUCACACUCGGCGGCAACCACGAAGAGCAACCACUUCGCCAAACGCUCCUCGAGACGCUCGAACAGUACGGUCAAAACUAUGCCAAAGGUCGCCGCGGAGUGAUAGACACGGACCGGCUGCGGGAGGGCGUCCAGCGCCACCUCGAAAUGCUACGAACCGACUACGAAGACACCCGCAACACAGAUUCCCACGCAAACGACCUCAGCCACCAGGUUUGGACGCGGGACAACGUAAAGCGACUCUGGCAGAAGCAGCUGGAGUGCGCCGAGGCACGCAGCAUGUCCAGCUACGACUCGGUCAUCAUGAACCAUCACCAGCGUCAGCGGGCGGAAGACAUGGUGUCGAGUGCGCUGCUCAACUUCUUCGACGGGUACUUUGACCACUUUGGCGAGAUUCCGAUGUGCAGCAAGACGCGCACCUUCCCGAACACGAUGCGGGCGUUCUACCCGACGGCGAUGAAGCUGAAGCACUCGUGCGGGCCGAAUCUGUUCUUUGCCAUGAUCUCGAACGGCCUGUUCGUGGCGCGUGCCCGCUGCGACAUCCACGAGGGCGACGAGCUCACGCUGAACCACGGCCCGCACUACAAGGAGGCCCCGCGGGAAGACCGGCGCGAGUACCUGCGCAAGAUCUACAUCAGCUGUGAUUGCAUCGAGUGCGGCCAGAUCGAGGAUCAUUGGAUCCGUCACAAGCGCGUCCGGUGCGAAAAGUGUCUGUUCAAUCCGACGGCGCCGGGCAUCUGUCCGGAGUGUUUGCAGAGCAAGGAACUGCCGUGGGAGAUGGACGUGCUGAUGCACCAGCUGCAGGACAUUGAGCUGCAAAUGUGCAAGAGCGCGCACAUCCCGCAGCUGGUUCCGUUGGCGGCGAUUGGCCGGACCGCGGGCGGGCUGCAAAUGUCGACGGCGACCGGCAAGCGGAAGAUGGAGAUGCUCAAGUUCUUCGAGCGGCUGUGGCAGAUGAUGUUUGUGGAUGCGCAGCACAACGUGCCACUGUUUAACAAUCUGAAGGAACAGUUGGACUGCUUCGCGAAUGAGGCGAUCCGAGACGCCAUCGACGACGUGUACGAGCUGCUGCUGCGCUGUAAAAAAAUUAUCGACACGCUCUUCCCCUAUAUGAGCGUCCAGGUGGCCAACGAGUACGAGCUGGUGGUCCGCCGAACCGUCAAGUACAUGUUGCCGGCCAACAUUCUCUCGUACAGGUUCCUCGGCGGCGACAUGCGCCAGGUGCACCGCACGACCGACCUGGCCCGGUCCAUGAUCCGGCACGCGUUCACCAUCCUGGACGGGCACUUCCUGUACAACGACGAAAGUUACUUCAAGCUGAUGAAGGUCGAAAGCUCGCUGCGCACCGUCGAGAAGAACCUGCGCCAGACGGGUGCGCAUGAGGAGCGGGACCUGUUCUUUACGCUGCUCGGCGACGUCAAGCGGCCAAAGGGACCGGCCAGCGGUGCGGGUCAGAAGAAACCCGCGGGAGGGAAGAAGCCAGCAGCGAGUGCGGCCACGAAACAACCGGAGAAGCCGCAAGUGCUGGACAGCUACGAGUCCAAGUCGGCGUUUUUGCGGAACUCGUUGCCGAACGGGGACCUGUCGGCGGCCACCACGAACGGUGACCACGACGGCACCGUCCUCUUCAUCAACGAGGACGAUCUGGUGCCGAAACUGGCGGAAGCUCAGCCGGAAGAACAGCGAGAAGAAGAAUCGACGGAAUCGAACAAGGGUGGCACCGCCAAGCCGGAAAAGAACGUCAAGCGGAAGGAGACGGGUGCCAUUCCGAAGCCGAGCCGGACCACGAAGCAUCACCGGAAGGUUUGAGGAAUGGCCACGGCGGAGGAGGAUGACACGAGGUUGCCGCCGUCGUCGUUGCUUCUGCCCUGCCGGUAAGAUAGAACAACACUUCACCCUUCCUUCCCCCAAGAUUAUCGUUUACCAAAUCGAGCGAUUCGAAGCAGGUUGUUCCUUUCGGGACACGAACAACACACACGUGUGUUCACUUCACUUCAUCUGUUGCGCCGUUGUUGUUGGUUGUUGGUUUCGCGGUUUUUAUUUAGAGCAGAAAAAAAAGAUUUUUGUUUUUCUUUUUAGUCGUUUUAAAAAUGGAAAUUACUACAAAGACAGAGAGAAGAAUAAGCAAAACCACAGAUUAGUCAAGUCGAUAUCGAUACGUUGCUCACUAUUAACAUAUAUCUAUAUGGAUAGGAUGGCGGAACAGAAAACAAAAAAACACAAAA